Messenger RNA from Phaeoacremonium minimum UCRPA7, 915 nucleotides. Its product is annotated as putative duf124 domain-containing protein. Bases 1 to 915 code for a protein of 304 amino acids. Lineage: Eukaryota; Fungi; Ascomycota; Sordariomycetes; Togniniales; Togniniaceae. The record is from RefSeq and is a predicted model, not a curated record. The transcript is spliced from 4 exons.
AUGCGCCAUAGCUCCGGCUCAUACCACAAACCGACUCAGGAAGCACAGGAGCCACAGUUCUCCCAGCCACCAUCAUAUGCCGGCGCGCCAGGGUCUGGGUACCCCCAGGAGAAAGUGGACCAGUAUCCCGGUGGAGAUGAGGUCGAGGAUGAGCCGGCUGUAGAUACGAGCAAUCCAUCUAACCUCGUCGGCGGCGCACCUCCAGCUGGACAUUUUGUGGGCGCCAGUGCGAUUGUCGACGAUGUAGGCACAUUCAAUGGCGGUAGUUACAGGAUCAGUCAUCGCGAUUGUAACACCAUCCUGACCAUUCAAUUGGCGAUGGGAUGCCCUCUCCAUGCCAAGCCUGGCGUCAUGAUUGCGAUGUCACCUACGAUCACACUGAAGGGUGCAUACAAGUUCAGUAUGAAGAAGCUGGUGGCUGGAGGUGAGAUGGGCCACUCCACCUUCACAGGGCCGGGAGAGUUGCUUCUUGGUCCUCCGUUCCUGGGCGACAUCACCAGCAUCCGUCUCACUGGUAACGAAUCAUGGUCUGUUGGUCAAGAUGGUUAUCUCGCAUGUACUCAGGGCGUCAUCACCGAGUACAAGCGCCAGGGCAUUGGUAAGGCCAUGUUCAGUGGCGAAGGGCUGUGGGUGUACAAAAUCAGUGGCACGGGUCUAUUGUGGCUUACCAGUUUUGGUGCUAUCAUCCGCAAAGACCUUGUGGAUGGUGAGAAAUACAUCGUAGACAACGGACAUCUCGUCGCAUGGAACACCAAAUAUGUGAUGGAGCGAAUUGCCUCAGGUGGAAUUAUCUCAGGCUUUGCAUCAGCUGAAGGAUUGGUAUGCAAGUUCACCGGCCCAGGAACUGUGUUCAUUCAAACAAGGAAUGCUAAAGCAUUCGCUGCCUACAUGAGCGGCAAUGCCGCUACGGCUUAG